Molecule: messenger RNA, 4530 nt
Organism: Parnassius mnemosyne (clouded apollo)
Lineage: Eukaryota; Metazoa; Arthropoda; Insecta; Lepidoptera; Papilionidae
Source: the annotation of a GenBank genome assembly
AUGGUUUUAACUUAUCAUAAUGGUGUUUGUUUUGAGGAGAAAGUGUCGUGUGAAAUCAGAGAGUGGCCUUCAAUGAUGUGGAAGAAGUGGAUUGUGCAAGCAACGGCGGCAGUACUUACGGCACGGAGUCCAUAUCUGGCCCGUGCAGCUGCCCUCGUGUUAGUCAUCACCAUUAUUAUUAGGGCGGUUCCCGGCGCCCAGGCCGCGGACCUGGUGAUCGAGAUCCCGGCGUCGGGCGCGGGCGCGGACGCGGCGGGCGCGCGCUACCGGCUCGACUACUUCCCGCCGCACGGCUCGCCCGCGCCCAACUUCACCGUGCCCGCGCGGGCCUCCACCAUCAACUUCCAGGGCCUGCCCGGCACCAAGUACCACUUCAUGCUCUACUACUCCAACGCCACCUUCGCCGACUUGCUCACCUGGAACCAGACCAUCGUCACCGCGCCGGAGCCGCCGACGAACCUGAACGUGACGCAGGGGCGCAACAAGAAGACGAUCAUCACUUGGUCCCCGCCCGCGCACGGCGACUACACCGGCUUUCGGUUCAAGGUGAUCCCGCUGACGGAGGCCCGCGAGGGCGCGCGCAACAUCACGGUGGAGGGCGGCAACGGCAGCUACGUGGUGCGCGACCUGGCGCCCGGCGCCACCUACCAGCUGCACGCCUUCACGCUGCUGCACGACAAGGAGAGCGCUGCCUACGCCUCGCGCAACUUCACCGUCCGUCCGAACACGCCGGGCAAAUUUAUCGUGUGGUUCCGCAAUGAGACCACGCUGCUGGUUCUGUGGCAGCCACCAUAUCCGCCCGGAGCCUACACGCACUACAAGGUGUCGAUUGAGCCACGAGACGCGCGAGACUCCGAGCUGUAUGUAGAAAAGGAGGGCGAGCCACCCGGACCUGCACAGGCUGCAUUCAAGGGGCUGGUGCCGGGGCGCGCGUACAACAUCUCGGUGCAGACGGUGUCGGAGCCCGAGCUGUCGGCGCCCACCACGGCGCAGUACCGCACCGUGCCGCUGCGCCCGCGCAACGUCACGCUGGACCCCCGGAUGCUGCGCGAGCGCUCCUUCCGCGUCUCCUGGCUGCCGCCCGCCGACCACAGGUACCAGUGUCUACUGUGUGUACUGUGUAUACUGCGGAGCCCGAGCUCGAGGCGCCCACCACGGCGCAGUACCGCACCGUGCCGCUGCGCCCGCGCAACGUCACGCUGGACCCCCGGAUGCUGCGCGAGCGCUCCUUCCGCGUCUCCUGGCUGCCGCCCGCCGACCACAGGUACCAGUGUCUACUGUGUAUACUGUGUAUACUGCGGAGCCCGAGCUCGAGGCGCCCACCACGGCGCAGUACCGCACCGUGCCGCUGCGCCCGCGCAACGUCACGCUGGACCCCCGGAUGCUGCGCGAGCGCUCCUUCCGCGUCUCCUGGCUGCCGCCCGCCGACCACAGGUACCAGUGUCUACUGUGUGUACUGUGUAUACUGCGGAGCCCGAGCUCGAGGCGCCCACCACGGCGCAGUACCGCACCGUGCCGCUGCGCCCGCGCAACGUCACGCUGGACCCCCGGAUGCUGCGCGAGCGCUCCUUCCGCGUCUCCUGGCUGCCGCCCGCCGACCACAGCGAGUUCGAGAAGUAUCAGGUGUCGGUGGCGCUGGCGGAGAGCGGCGGCAGUGGUGGGGGCAGUGGGGGGGCGCGGCGCCUGGCGCCCGUGGUGCGCGCGCGCGAGGAGCCCACCAGCGCCGCCUUCGAGGGCCUGGAGCCCGGCGUGCACUACACCGUCACUGUCAAGACCAUGUCCGGCAAGGUCACCUCCUGGCCCGCAGCCGCCGACUUCACCCUCAAGCCGCUGCCGGUGCGCUCAUUGCGAUGGCGCGAGGCGGACGAGGGGGAGGGGCAGGGGCACGGGAGUGGGGGGAGGGGCACCGGCGCACUGCUGGUGAGCUGGGAGCCCGCAGACGGCAGCACGCAGGACGAGUAUAAGGUGUCGUACUAUGAGACGGACCCCUCGCAAGAAGACAGCAACACGUUGACUACUCCCAACACCAACGUCACGCUUGAGGGUCUACUGCCAGGAAGGAAUUACACAAUUUCGGUGUGCGCGGUGUCUCGUGGUGUGGAGUCAAACGAGAGCGUGGUGUGGGCGGCGCGGCGGCCGCUGGCGCCGCUGCUGCAGGGCGCGCCGCCCGCGCCGCCCGGCCCGCCCGCCCUGCGCCUCGCCUGGCGCGCGCCGCCCGCCUCGCGCCAGGCCGCCUUCCGCCUGCGCUACCGCCGCACCGACCCGCCUGACGACUUCCGCACGCUGGAAACGAGCGACACAAACGCAACGCUAGAAGAUUUGUACCCGGGCACAGUGUACGAGAUACAAAUCGCCGCGAUCAGUCACGGCCUGCAAAGUGAUUGGUACACCAUACUCGAGCCAGUCCGUCCUCUGCCGGCACAGUGGCUGCAAGUGGAGCGCGCGACAUCCAACUCGGUGUCGGUGCGGUGGCGCGGUCCGGCCUCCGGCGCACUGGGGGGGCUGGCUCUGCGCUACCGCACGCAGCAUCCCGCCUCGGCCUGGACCAGUCUGCCGCAUCUGCAGCCCGCACUCACCUCCGCAGAAAUCACUAAUAUGACGCACGGUGAACGUUACACCAUCGAGCUGGAUACUGUGAGCGAAGCUGCCGACCAGAAGACGGUCACCAGUGGAGAGCCGCUCACCGCCGAGCACACUGUCCGUCCGAACCCUGUGUCGAACGUGGAGCAGCUGGCAGACACGCUGAACAUGACGCUGGAGUGGCCGCGCCCCGCCGGCCGCGUGGAGUGGUACGAGCUGCGCUGGUGGCCGAGCGGCGAGGAGGGCGAGGAGGGAGCGGAGGGCGGGGAGGGCGCGGAGGGCGAGGCGAUGGGCGCGCGCAACAUCAGCGCCGGGGAGGACGGCUCUACGCGAGUGCGCGCGCUGCUGGGCGGGCUGCGGCCGGGCCGCGGCUACCACGUGUCCAUCGCGGCGCACUCCUACAACCUCACCAGUGACCUGUUCACCAUGCACGCGCGCACGCGUCCCGUUAUCCAAUCAGAGAUGAUCGUGAACGAGUCCAGCCGACCCGAGUCCGACGACAAUGAAACCGUAUCUGCAGACUUGCGCGUGGUGUACACACGCACACCUGCAGCCGCGGCGCAGUUCGACGCGUACCGCUUCCGGCUGGAGGCGGCGGGCGAGGCGCCGCGCACGCUGCAGCGGCCCGCCGCGGCCGACUCGCACGCGGUCGACUUCCGCGGCCUCGUGCCCGGCCGCCUCUACAACCUCACCAUGUGGACCGUCUCGCGCAACGUCACCAGCCACCCCGUGCAGCGCCAGGCGCGCCUGUGUACGUACUCACUCACACACACGCACACACACGCACACCUGCGGCCGCGGCGCAGUUCGACGCGUACCGCUUCCGGCUGGAGGCGGCGGGCGAGGCGCCGCGCACGCUGCAGCGGCCCGCCGCGGCCGACUCGCACGCGGUCGACUUCCGCGGCCUCGUGCCCGGCCGCCUCUACAACCUCACCAUGUGGACCGUCUCGCGCAACGUCACCAGCCACCCCGUGCAGCGCCAGGCGCGCCUGUGUACGUACUCACUCACACACACGCACACACACGCACACCUGCGGCCGCGGCGCAGUUCGACGCGUACCGCUUCCGGCUGGAGGCGGCGGGCGAGGCGCCGCGCACGCUGCAGCGGGCCGCCGCGGCCGACUCGCACGCGGUCGACUUCCGCGGCCUCGUGCCCGGCCGCCUCUACAACCUCACCAUGUGGACCGUCUCGCGCAACGUCACCAGCCACCCCGUGCAGCGCCAGGCGCGCCUGUGUACGUACUCACUCACACACACGCACACACACGCACACCUGCGGCCGCGGCGCAGUUCGACGCGUACCGCUUCCGGCUGGAGGCGGCGGGCGAGGCGCCGCGCACGCUGCAGCGGGCCGCCGCGGCCGACUCGCACGCGGUCGACUUCCGCGGCCUCGUGCCCGGCCGCCUCUACAACCUCACCAUGUGGACCGUCUCGCGCAACGUCACCAGCCACCCCGUGCAGCGCCAGGCGCGACUGUACCCCCGGCCGGUGUCGGAGCUGCGCGCGACCGAGGUGGGCGCUCGGCAUGUGGCGCUGGCGUGGGCGCGGCCGCCCGGCGACUUCACGGACUUCGAGGUGCAGUACCUGGCGGCGCCCGACCAGCUGCAGGCCGUGCGCACUGACAAACUGCACCUCAACCUCACGGCCCUGCGCCCGCACCGCGACUACACCUUCACCGUAGAGACGCGGGCGGGCACGCCGGCGACGAUCCUGACGCGGUCGCGCGCGCGCUCGCUGGCGGUGCGCACGCGCGAGGCGGCGCCGGGCGCGCCGCGUAACUUCGCGCCGCGCGACGCGCGCCCCAGUGAGCUCACGUUUGCGUGGCACCUGCCGCCUGACGAGCGCAACGGCGUACUCCGACGCUACAUACUCACCUAUGCGCCUCGCGACCAUCCCGACGACGUGCACACGCUCGAAUUCCCACCCGACGGUAGGUUCCAACACUGGUAA